Messenger RNA from Lytechinus variegatus (green sea urchin), 641 nucleotides. RefSeq names its product profilin-2-like. The transcript is spliced from 3 exons. Gene Ontology annotation, molecular function: actin monomer binding. Gene Ontology annotation, cellular component: cell cortex. Lineage: Eukaryota; Metazoa; Echinodermata; Echinoidea; Temnopleuroida; Toxopneustidae. The coding region runs from base 226 to 615 and encodes 129 amino acids. The record is from RefSeq and is a predicted model, not a curated record.
AACUCCAUCUCCUUAGCUCCACUUGUUAUCAAUCCUCCUGUCUUUCCGGAUACAAACACCUUCUCACCUAGGCAUCUUAAUCGUCCGUAGCCGGAUCUGUUACUUGGCAUUAUCAUUUUAAUAACUCCUAGCUGUAUUCUAGUGGUGUAAUAUUUGGAAUCACCCUUAUCCCUCAAUACUUGAUUUUUAUAUACUUCUUGGGAUAAAGCUGUAUCUCUGGUUACCAUGGCAAACGAUUGGAAAACGAAUUACGUCGAUAAAAUCCUUAUGGCCUCUGGAAAUUUAACACAUGCGGCUUUAGUCGGAUUAGAUGGCGCAAUUUGGGCAGCCUCGGAUGACUUUAAGAUUAGCAGCGGUGAGGCUGGAUUCCUUAUUCGAGGGUUGUCCACCGCCGAGUCCCUGCGAGAAAACGGCGUUCUCAUUGGCGGUGUGAAGUACGUGCUUCUCCGGGCAGAGGACAGCUGUGUCUUGGCGCGGAAAGAGGGAACAGGGGUAUGCGUUGGCAAGAGCAGCACAGCCCUCGUCAUUGGAGUAUAUGGAAAGGAUCAUGUACCCGGAAAAGCCAAUACAACCGUACAGGACCUGGCGCAGUAUUUAGUUGGUCAGGGCAUCUAGGAUUUGCCCAUUUUUCUUAAGCAACA